Molecule: messenger RNA, 150 nt
Organism: Histoplasma mississippiense
Lineage: Eukaryota; Fungi; Ascomycota; Eurotiomycetes; Onygenales; Ajellomycetaceae
Exons: 1
Coding region: 1-150 (49 amino acids)
Source: RefSeq, a predicted model, not a curated record
AUGUUCAAUAAAAAUGCUGCGGUGGCGGCCGCAGACUGUGUUACUGUGCCGUAUGUUGAGCAGCUCUGUGGCCCGCGCACGCUGGCCCCCAGUGAGAUGAACCACAAGAAGCAGCUGCUCAAGAAAUUAAAGGCCACCUGCUGCAGAUAG